UAGUUAUGAAAUUGGAUAGAAAUUCUAUUAUGAAGGAGUUUUCUACGAAUUGAGAUGAUUAUCAAGUGCAGGGAACUAAGGAAAAUAAUUCAUUGGAGGAAGGAGAGGUGAUCUAGGCACAAGAAUCAGAGGAAAAAAUAAAUGGAAGAAGAGGGGAUCACUAUUUGGAAGGUUGGCUUUGAGGUCAAUCUCCACGAGCAGCCCUAGUUUUCAUCUAAUGUCUCCACUCUCCCCUCUCCAGAGCCAACGAUUUGUUCUUUUUGUUGUCUGGUUGAGCGGGUCAACCGCGCACCUGCCCACAACCCACCUGCCACCCGACGGAUGGCUCUCGGCACAACCCGUCACCCACCCACAGAACAAAUUUAAGGUCAAAUGCGGGUGGGUUGGCCCAAACUCGCCGGUGAUUCACCUGCAUGCCCAGCCCUGGCGUGUGAGUUGGGACAGGUGAUUCAGCGCAUGUAAUUUAAUAGGAAAAAGUAUUAGACAUAUUGUUUUUUUUUUUCAUUAAUAUAUAGUAUAGUAAAUAUAAUUAAAUCAUUCUAGAAAUUGAGCUUCUCGCCUAUUUACAAUUUCAUUAUAGCUAAAAUAUGAGGUAAUCAAAGUAAAAUCCUAAGUAAUUUGGGUAUAAUUAUGUGUAAUUAUUGCAAAAAACAGGUUAAGAAUGGGGAGAGUCAGGAUAGGUCGAGCAGAAUACCCAUGCCCGGCUCGUCCCGUACGAGUACAAAUCAAACAGAUUCGAUAAAACAGGUCAGGUCAAAAGUUUCAUCCCUAACUUAUGCUAUUUUGGGAUUCAUCAUACCCACACUCGACAAAUCGAUGGCAAUUUGAGUAUGAAUGUUAUGCGAGACUCCAUUAGCCAUAAAUAAAACAACUUAUGUUUCAGAAAUAUUACUGUAUCGGUCGGAUUGAUCGAAAAUAGUGGAUAUCAAACAUCAAACGAUAGGUGGUUUUAACCAAGAUUUGGAAUAUCGUACCGUACCAGCGGUUCGACCAGAAAAUACCGUACCGUACUAGCGCUAUUUGGCGGUUGAACUACGAUUAAACCACGAUUUUCGUAUAAAAUACCUUAUCGGUAAUUUUUCGGUACAACUUCUGGUACAAUAUUUCAAUCCUUGGUUUUAACUGUAUGAAAUAAUUAAACCACGGUUUUAUUUGGGUUAAUAUUUUCGUAUGGCCUGAACUUUAACCAAAAUAAACAUCCUGGCCAAUCUUUUCGAUCUAUAACAUCCUGGCCCGAACUAUACACCAAAAUAAACAAUUUGGCCAGAUUCGACUUUUGACCGUCAACUUGGACGGUCAAACGCGUUGACCGUUAGUCAACGCGCCACAUCAGUGCCAACUCAGCAAGUUUAAACAAUUUUUUUUAAUUUACACCUAUUUCAUUUUCUUUUCAUUUAUCAUUUUGACAAAAAAAAAAUCGGGACAAAAAGCCCCACCCCGAGCCCUAAACUAAACCCUACCUUAUCCAUAUCUCAACCCCAACCCCAUCCCCAUCCACAAAUUCACCCGCCGUCACUCACCUUCUCCUUCCUUCGUCGAAGCUCCUCCAUCGACCGACAAAAAUCUCCGGUAUUCCGUCCUUUUCUGCCACCGUCCUCUCCUCCGUGCUGCUUGUUUAAAACGUAAAUCGAAACCCAUUGGGGGAAAGAAAAACAAGAUUAAGAGAGGAAGGCCAAAGUCCACAAAUUGAUUUGAGUGAGCCAAUGUAACGAAGGAAGCACCACCAUGAAAAACACGAUUUGUGCUUCCCUCAAAUCAAUUUCCUCUCAGCCAUGGCUGCUCCAUCUCCCCCAUCCUCCCGAUCUCGAAUUCCCAAAAUGCCGUCACCACCACCAUCGUUCCUUCCGUCGCCGCGUCUGCCCAAUCCCAGCUUCGAUCGCCACCCCGACCUUCCGCUCCUUCAUCAACAAGAUCUCCGACACCGUCCGCAACGGCCUCUCGCAGCGCCGCCCGUGGGCCGAGCUAGCUUAUCGAUCCGCCGAUGCCUCCGCCGCCGCUGCCGCCUCCGCCGCCGUCGAAGGUUUGCAGGAGGCGCUAGGCUAUUAUAUCCUUCUCUACAACAUCUUUGGCGGCCGGAAUGGAGGAAGAGAGGAGGAGAGGAGAGGAGACUGGAGAGGAGAGGAAGAAGGGGAAGAAUCAGGUUAGGGCUCGGGGUGGGGUGUUUUGUCCCGAAUUUUUUUUUUGUCAAAAUGAUAAAUGAAAAGAAAAUAGAAUAGGUGUAAAUUAAAAAAAAUUGUUUAAACUUGCUGAGUUGGCAGUGACGUGGCGCGUUGACUAACGGUCAACGCGUUUGACCGUCCAAGUUGACGGUCAAAAAUCGAAUCUGGCCAAAUUGUUUAUUUUGGUGUAUAGUUCGGGCCAGAAUGUUAUAGAUCGAAAAGAUUGGCCAGGAUGUUUAUUUUGGUUAAAGUUCAGGCCAUACGAAAAUAUUAACCCUUUUAAUUUUUAAUACAACUAACUUUUAUUU
Linum trigynum is the source of this 2467-nucleotide messenger RNA. The record is from the annotation of a GenBank genome assembly. Lineage: Eukaryota; Viridiplantae; Streptophyta; Magnoliopsida; Malpighiales; Linaceae.